Molecule: messenger RNA, 1530 nt
Organism: Spizellomyces punctatus DAOM BR117
Lineage: Eukaryota; Fungi; Chytridiomycota; Chytridiomycetes; Spizellomycetales; Spizellomycetaceae
Exons: 12
Coding region: 435-1400 (321 amino acids)
Biological process (GO): protein urmylation; tRNA wobble position uridine thiolation
Cellular component (GO): cytoplasm; cytosol
Molecular function (GO): adenylyltransferase activity; thiosulfate-cyanide sulfurtransferase activity; URM1 activating enzyme activity
Source: RefSeq, a predicted model, not a curated record
CGUAUUUGGAGAUCUCCCUGCAACAAUGAGUGUAGAUGCAUUGAAAGCUGAAAUAGAAGCACUUAAAAAAGAGAACGAGGCUCUCAAAGCGGCAGCAAGGCGUGAUGAAGAGCCAAAAGUCCUAUCCCCUAACGGAACCAUAUUCGAUCUACCUUCGGUUCGCGAGUGGACGCACAAAGAGUCCUUGGACAAUGACGAGAUUUCUCGCUUUAGUCGACAGCUGUUGAUGCGAGAAAUUGGAGUACAAGGGCAGCUCAAACUUCGAAAUACUACCGUCCUUGUUGUCGGAGCUGGAGGACUAGGAGCACCCGCUGUAAUGUACCUCGCUGCUGCAGGAAUAGAAACAUCUAGGCCGUCUCGGAAUAGUUGAUUACGAUCCGGUAGAAGCCAGCAACCUGCAGCGGCAAAUUGUGCACGACGAAACUCGGGUGGGCAUGAUGAAAGCAGAAUCGGCAAAAGCGACCGUCAACAGAUUGUCGUCCUUCUGCGACUGCAUUGCGUACAACACCUUGAUCGAAAGUUCAAAUGCCAUGGACAUCAUCAGACCAUGGGAUAUUGUGGUCGACGCGACUGACAAUGUUGCCACACGAUACCUAUUAAACGAUGCCUGUGUGCUGGCAGGAAAACCUCUAGUGUCCGGUAGUGCAUUGAGGAUGGACGGCCAGUUGACAGUUUAUAAUCAUGCUGGUGGUCCUUGUUAUCGAUGUAUAUUCCCUGCACCGCCUCCUCCAGAGACCGUUACCAACUGCAGUGAUGGCGGUGUUCUCGGUGUUGUACCGGGUAUUAUCGGUUGCCUGCAAGCGCUGGAAGUCAUUAAAAUAGCGAGUGGAUUGGGGACUAGUUUCUCACAGAAAAUGCUGCUGUUUGACGCAACGUCAGGCGCCUUCCGUACAAUUAAAUUGCGAGGCCAGAGUCCUACAUGUGCUAUCUGUGGCAAGAACCCCACUAUUACGGACUUAAUUGACUAUGUGCAAUUUUGUGGCGCCGCUCCGACAGACAAAACGCCAGCGCAGACGCUUCUACCAGACGACGAAAGAAGCACAUGCAGGGAAUAUUCGAGUGUUCGAAUGGGCGCCUGGCCUCAUCUGCUACUCGACGUGCGGGAAACAGUUCAGUUCAAUAUAUGCUCGCUUCCGAAUUCACUUAACGUACCAUUGAAGGACCUUGAGCGUCGAUUAACGGACGUCGAGCAAGCCGCACGUCAAGCCGCGGCAUUGGAGAGCAGCGCGAUUGCCAUUGCAAAAGAUGCUUUGCCAAUAUACGUCGUAUGUCGGCGGGGUAACGAUUCACAGGUAGCGGUGCAAUUGUUAAGGCAGCAUGGAUUUCUGCAAGCAAAAGACAUUGCAGGAGGUCUAGAGAGAUGGGCGAGUGAAAUCGAUCCAGAUUUUCCGACCUAUUAACUUAAAGUCUUGACUAUUGUUAUGUGUAUAGUAGCGUGCUGCUUCAAUUCAGAUACAUAAAACUACAAUAAAUCCACUAUCUGCAACAUACUCCAAGUUAGCUAUGUACAUAAAAGAACGGUGCUUUGAA